This is a messenger RNA of Coccomyxa subellipsoidea C-169, 291 nucleotides long. Its product is annotated as DnaJ-domain-containing protein. The transcript has 2 exons. NCBI's taxonomy places the organism in Eukaryota, Viridiplantae, Chlorophyta, Trebouxiophyceae, Coccomyxaceae. Bases 1 to 291 code for a protein of 96 amino acids. The record is from RefSeq and is a predicted model, not a curated record.
AUGUCAGUGGCUCAGCGAGCCGCCAAACUGGAGACGGAGCCCAACCAUUACGCUGUGCUGGGCGUGCCGAGCACCGCCACCACUGCCGACAUCAAGCAGGCAUUCAGGCAACUGGCGCUCAAGUACCACCCUGACAAAGCGAGCACCCCGGGCCAGAAGGCGGCGUCAGACAAGCUGUUCAGAUUGGUGUCCAGCGCGCACACUGUCCUUGCAGACAAGGACCAGCGCCGCAUGUUCGACCUGACCCUGCUCCGGCGCCAGAUAAAUGCCAGAGGCCGUCAUGUCAUCUGA